CCUUCCGGGUUUCACUGAUGGAAGAUCUGGGGCGGUGACAGCACAAUUCACAUGGAGCCCAUAUCGUCUCUCCAUCACCAUCGCACUCCUCCUCCGCUUCUUCUCGUCCCUCUAACCUCCUGCUCCUGAACUCCACACAGCUAGAGGUUGAGUUCACCGGAGGAUCCAAGCAAGCCGCCGGGAGAUCCUCUGCCGCCUCCGCAAUGGAGGAUGCGUAUGCGAGAUCCGCUUCCGAGGUAUUAGAUUUCUUCGGAGUUGACCCAAGCAAAGGACUUGCUGAUUCUCAGGUUCUGAGACAUGGAAUGCUCUACGGCAGAAAUGUGCUUCCGGAAGAAAAAAGUAAGGACUCCCUUCUGGAAGUUGGUUCUAAAACAGUUCGAUGAUUUGCUUGUGAAGAUACUGAUUGCCGCCGCUAUUAUUUCUUUUAUCUUGGCUUUGAUUAAUGGAGAGACAGGCUUAGCAGCAUUUUUAGAGCCUUCUGUUAUUUUGAUGAUAUUGGCUGCCAAUGCAGCAGUAGGAGUAAUUACAGAAACAAAUGCUGAGAAAGCACUCGAGGAGCUACGUGCCUAUCAAGCUGAUGUUGCGACAGUGUUAAGAAAUGGUUGUUUCUCUAUCCUUCCGGCAACAGAGCUCGUUCCAGGAGAUAUUGUAGAAGUUAGUGUGGGCUGCAAGGUCCCAGCUGAUAUGAGAGUGGUCGAGAAGCUAAGUGACAUAUUACGCGUGGAUCAAGCCAUUCUUACUGGUGAGAGCUCCUCUGUUGAAAAAGAGCUUGAAUCCACUGUUGCAACCAAUGCUGUAUACCAAGACAAGACAAAUAUUCUUUUCUCGGGUACUGUAGUGGUUGCUGGUAGGGCAAGAGCAAUUGUGGUUGGAGUUGGUGCUAAUACCGCUAUGGGUAGCAUACGUGAUUCCAUGUUGCGGACUGGGGAUGAAGUGACGCCAUUGAAAAAGAAGCUGGACGAAUUUGGUACUUUUCUAGCCAAGGUCAUUGCAGGGAUAUGCGUGCUGGUAUGGGUUGUCAACAUUGGCCACUUUCGUGACCCUUCCCAUGGUGGAUUCCUGCGCGGCGCCAUUCAUUAUUUUAAGAUUGCAGUUGCUCUUGCAGUUGCAGCAAUUCCAGAAGGGCUUCCUGCUGUUGUCACCACGUGCUUGGCCCUUGGAACAAAGCGAAUGGCCCGGUUAAAUGCCAUUGUCCGAUCCUUGCCAUCUGUAGAGACCUUAGGCUGCACAACUGUUAUUUGUAGUGACAAAACUGGAACUCUGACGACGAACAUGAUGUCUGUAUCAAAGAUCUGUGCAGUUCAAUCGGUGCAUCAUGGUCCUAUUAUGGCCGAGUACACCGUCAGUGGGACAACAUAUGCCCCAGAAGGAUUUAUUUUCAACGAUAAUGGUGCCAAGCUUGAAAUUCCUGCACAGUUCCCUUCUCUUCUCCAAGUAGCAAUGUGUUCUGCCUUGUGCAAUGAAUCUAUUUUACAGUACAAUCCAGACAAGGAAAAUUAUGAAAAAAUUGGUGAGUCAACAGAAGUUGCCCUCCGUGUUUUGGUGGAGAAGGUUGGCCUUCCUGGUUUUGAUUCUAUGCCUACUGCGUUGAAUGUUUUGAGCAAGCAUGAUCGUGCUUCUUACUGUAAUCACUAUUGGGAAAACCAGUUUAAGAAGGUUUCUGUUUUAGAAUUUUCUCGGGAUCGCAAAAUGAUGAGUGUUCUUUGUAGCCGGAAGCAUAUGGAGUUAAUGUUUUCUAAAGGUGCUCCAGAGAGUAUACUUUCUAGAUGUACGAGCAUACUUUGCAAUGAAGAUGGCUCGACUGUUCCACUGACCCCUGAUGUCCGAGCUGAGCUGGAGGCAAGAUUCAUCAGGUUUGCAGGAAAAGAAACAUUGAGAUGCCUGGCUUUGGCUAUGAAAAGGAUGCCUUUGGGCCAACAAACCCUCUCAUUUGAUGAUGAGAAAGAGAUGACAUUUAUUGGGCUGGUUGGAAUGCUUGAUCCACCUAGAGAAGAAGUCAGAAAUGCCAUGCUUUCAUGCCUGACUGCUGGUAUACGUGUUAUUGUUGUUACCGGCGAUAACAAGUCUACAGCUGAGUCACUCUGCCGUAAGAUAGGUGCCUUUGAUCACUUGGUAGAUUUUUCUGGACACUCCUACACUGCGUCUGAGUUUGAAGAACUUCCUGCCUUGCAGCAGACACUUGCACUACAACGAAUGGCACUUUUCACCAGGGUCGAGCCUUCUCAUAAGAGGAUGCUGGUUGAGGCUCUACAGCACCAAAAUGAAGUGGUUGCGAUGACUGGUGAUGGUGUUAAUGAUGCACCUGCAUUAAAGAAAGCUGAUAUUGGAAUUGCAAUGGGAUCAGGAACAGCUGUUGCCAAGAGUGCUUCAGACAUGGUCUUGGCUGAUGAUAAUUUUGCAUCCAUUGUUGCGGCUGUUGCAGAGGGUAGAGCAAUAUAUAACAAUACAAAACAGUUCAUCAGAUACAUGAUUUCAUCAAAUAUUGGUGAAGUUGUGUGUAUUUUUGUGGCAGCUGUCCUUGGAUUACCAGAUACCCUUGCCCCGGUCCAGUUACUGUGGGUCAAUUUGGUUACCGAUGGACUGCCAGCUACUGCAAUUGGUUUUAACAAACAAGAUACUGAUGUGAUGAAAGCCAAACCCCGUAAGGUUGGUGAAGCUGUUGUCACUGGGUGGCUGUUCUUCCGUUAUUUGGUAAUCGGAGCUUAUGUUGGGCUCGCCACUGUAGCGGGAUUCAUAUGGUGGUUCGCUUAUUCAGAUGACGGCCCCAAGUUACCUUAUAGUGAAUUGAUGAAUUUCGACACUUGCUCGUCAAGGGAGACAUCCUAUCCCUGCAGUAUCUUCGAUGACCGGCAUCCCUCAACAGUCUCAAUGACUGUCCUUGUUGUAGUUGAGAUGUUCAAUGCCCUGAAUAAUCUUAGUGAAAAUCAGUCCCUUCUAGUUAUCCCUCCAUGGAGUAAUUUAUGGCUUGUCGCCUCAAUCAUCCUGACCAUGAUUCUUCACUUACUAAUUUUGUAUGUGCACCCACUGUCUGUCCUUUUCUCUGUAACACCACUAUCUUGGGCUGACUGGAGUGUCGUUUUAUAUCUUUCCUUCCCCGUAAUUAUCAUUGAUGAGGUCUUGAAGUUCUUCUCAAGGAAUCCUGCUGGCCUAAGAUUCAGAUUUAGACUGAGACGACCUGAUCUGCUCCCUAAAAAGGAAUUGCGCGACAAAUGAGGAACUUACCUGGCACUUCCGGAAAUUUUGUAUCACCUCAGGUAUAAAUUAUACAUCAGCCAUGCCGCCUUUGGACGCAAGCUUCUUGUCUACUUCCGUGUGCAUCACAAAUUUAUUGUGUGAGGAGCUUUCUGACAAGGAAGAUUUUACAAACUUAUCCUUUUCAGUCACUGUCAAUUACAAGUAGUGGUCUAGCAACAUUACACGCACGGUUCGGAUUGUUGUAUCACAUGACAAACUACAAAGUAUUUGUGUACAUUUUGGAAAUAUUGUGCACAGAUAAUCGAUACUUUUGUUCAAUUUUGGAUCAAGAAUGUUAUAGAUAA
Molecule: messenger RNA, 3539 nt
Organism: Punica granatum (pomegranate)
Lineage: Eukaryota; Viridiplantae; Streptophyta; Magnoliopsida; Myrtales; Lythraceae
Source: RefSeq, a predicted model, not a curated record